This is a messenger RNA of Pieris macdunnoughi, 216 nucleotides long. NCBI's taxonomy places the organism in Eukaryota, Metazoa, Arthropoda, Insecta, Lepidoptera, Pieridae. The record is from the annotation of a GenBank genome assembly.
AUGAACAAUAGAGAAGGGAUGAUGCAAUGUCAGUUUCCUCCGCCCAAAGAGAGCUGGGCAAAGGCACUAAUACCUCAGCUACCGCGCCACCUGCGGCUGACAAUGCUAUACGGGGUGCACUGGAGACACCCAGGCCCACACCGAGGAGUGGGCCAUACUUUGACCUGGUCUCCUCAAAGAAUGUCACUGCGCUACUGGGCAAAACCGCCUACCUGA